Molecule: messenger RNA, 1446 nt
Organism: Haliotis rubra (blacklip abalone)
Lineage: Eukaryota; Metazoa; Mollusca; Gastropoda; Lepetellida; Haliotidae
Exons: 5
Coding region: 1-609 (202 amino acids)
Source: RefSeq, a predicted model, not a curated record
AUGGCCGACAUGUUCCUUCCGUUGCUGUGUGUCGUCUUUGUUUUGUCGUCCUUCGCAUCAGCUACCUUCAAAGUCGCUCAGAGGAGGCUUCAAACUACAACGAAUGACUGGCAGUUGAUCGACACGUGGACGUUCGAAUCAGGCUACGUCCGCUUCAACUACAACGUCACCUUUCCUCGGAAUUACUCCCCCAUGAAACUGCUGUUCUACAGACAAGACCAGUACUUCCAGGCUAACGAUGGUUCCAAGUCUUGUGAGGAGAAGUUAUCGGUUCUACAAUUCGCCGGCAGCGGUCAACAAGUCCUCAACCUAGACUUUGGAAUGACCCAAGCUGGUUGUAUGCAGCGUUACGACUCCACCAUGGGGGACAGCGUCAACUGUAACGGCCGUGUCACCUUCAACGUCGAUCGUGGUAUGAUGUGGUACGUGGUGGCCAACCGAUGUGGCGCGAUGAACGGGAUUACGGGCAUGGACAUGUGGUACUACAUCGACAACAUGGGCGAGAUGAACAACGACCCUCGUUUCCCUAUGUUCUCCGGCCAGUCAAAAGCAACGUUCACUGCCUUGACCUUAGUCCCCUUCCUUGUCCUAAAACAAUGCCUCGCAUAGACCUGACAGCUCCUGUGAAUACAAGAAGGUUACACAAACGUUUCACAUAUUGACUGUCGUUCGAAAGCUAAAAUCUGAACUGCGGUUUCACAGUCUUUCAAGCACUUACAUCGAUAUGAUAACAGUUGUAAGCUAAACUUUUUGAACCAGCCUCGGUCGGCCAUUGUGUAACUUACAUCUGUAUGUGUUAUUAUUGUGUAUUUUUGCAUUUGCAAACAUCUGCUUAAAUGAUAAAUAGGACCAGUGGAGGGCUCCCAUAAGGAGGCAAGGCAUUGAUAUGAUUUUUUAUGUACCAAACGGUAACAAAUUAUUAUUUUGUAAAUGGCAUAAACAUGGGAUAAUUGCAGUUCCUAUUAAUUGUUUUAUUUAUUUCGUUGUAUUUUAUCAUUAUAUUUUUAUUUCAAUUUUUUCUCUAAUUUUAAGGGGAUGGGGGUGUAUUUGUACGUUUUCUACACAUCAGUUGUUCUUAUGUCGUGGUGUGGUCUACGAUUUUAAGUUUUGCUACCAGAUUAUACAUACUCUUUAGCCCAGGGAUAUUUAGAAGGAGGACGUCAGUUAAUGCGUUUAAUAUGUUUGAGUAACGAAGGACCUAUCCCCUGACGAGUUUUCUCAACUUCUGCAAGCUGUACCAAUAUUUCUAAGUUGUGGAUAACCGAGUAGUUUUCCUAUAGCAUAAUCGCUUGCCUUCAGUCGUGUGAUUAGUAUUUGCAGUGUGACGUCACCAUCACCAUGGCGACUGACUGCGGAACGGCAUGGCAGCAUUAUACAUUCAUUUUGAAUGUUCUUGCAUUUUAAUCAUGAAGAACGUUCAUUAUUGAUAGCUGAGCAAUAAAAAUA